This is a messenger RNA of Spinacia oleracea (spinach), 441 nucleotides long. RefSeq lists its product as uncharacterized. The coding region runs from base 1 to 441 and encodes 146 amino acids. The record is from RefSeq and is a predicted model, not a curated record. Lineage: Eukaryota; Viridiplantae; Streptophyta; Magnoliopsida; Caryophyllales; Amaranthaceae. The transcript has a single exon.
AUGACUCCUUACAAGCUUAUUUAUGGCAAGAAUUUCCACUUGCCGGUUGAGCUUGAACACAAGGCCAUGUUAACUAGUGCGGGUGAGCGGCGCUUGCUUGAUCUCCAUGAGCUAGAGGAGCUCCGCAUGAACGCAUAUGACUCGGCGAGCAUUUACAAAGCCCGUUCUAAACAAUAUCAUGACGCUAAGAUUGAAAAGAGAGAGUUCAAGGAGGGGGAGAAGGUCCUCCUUUAUAACUCCCGCUUGAAGUUAUUCCCAGGAAAACUCAAGUCCCGGUGGAGCGGUCCAUUCGAUGUUGUUCGGGUCUUCCCGCAUGGUGCAAUCGAGAUUCGGAAUGACGAUUCCGGGCCCUUCAAAGUGAAUGGUCAUCGGCUCAAGCACUAUUACUUGGGUGACUCUAUUAGCUCUUUUGCUUCCUUGGACCUCAAGGACCCCCCUUGA